UUGACGUCAUCGUUUCAGUAAAUCAAGGCAGUCGAGCAUAAUCUCAAUUUAACUACCGGCUCCCAGCAUCCAUCCUUCAUAGAAAACAAAAUACCGUCACAUUUAACGCGGAGAAAGCAGCGCUGUGUGUGACGAUGACUGUAUAUAGGGUUAAGAAGUGUUUAUUUGUCUGUUUACUCUGAUCGUCGUCGCCUGACGUUGGUAGACGUCAAUACGGUUUUCUCAUCUGCCUUGUUUUUCUGGAGUGAUUUCGAUUGGAUUAUCAAGGACUCAGUUCAGCAUUGCAUUGUGACACCGCACAGGGUUGAAGUGUCCAACCAUGUCGGGGGCAUCGGUGAAAGUGGCGGUCAGGGUGCGUCCCUUUAACUCGAGGGAGACCAGCAAAGAAUCCAAAUGCAUUAUUCAGAUGCAAGGCAACUCUACCACUAUACUGAAUCCCAAAAACCCAAAAGAAACACCAAAGUCCUUCAGCUUUGACUACUCGUACUGGUCUCACACCACGCCGGAAGACCCCUGCUUCGCAUCCCAGAGCCAGGUAUACAAUGACAUCGGGGAGGAGAUGCUGCAACACGCCUUCGAAGGCUAUAACGUCUGCAUCUUUGCUUACGGCCAGACCGGUGCUGGCAAAUCUUACACGAUGAUGGGAAAGCAAGAGGAAGGACAGGAAGGCAUCAUCCCUCAGCUCUGCAAAGAACUCUUUGAGAAAAUCAAUGACAACAACAAUGAGGAUAUCUCUUAUUCAGUGGAGGUGGCAUACAUGGAAAUUUACUGUGAGCGAGUGAGAGACCUGCUGAACCCCAAGAACAAAGGGAACCUACGUGUAAGGGAGCAUCCUCUGCUCGGACCGUAUGUCGAAGACCUGUCCAAAUUGGCUGUGACCUGUUAUACGGACAUCGCCGACCUCAUGGACGCCGGUAACAAGGCCAGGACUGUUGCUGCCACCAACAUGAACGAGACCAGCAGCCGCUCGCAUGCCGUAUUCACCAUCGUCUUCACGCAAAGGAAGCAUGACAACGAGACGGAUCUGUCCACAGAAAAGGUCAGCAAAAUCAGCCUGGUGGAUCUGGCAGGCAGCGAGCGCGCUGACUCAACUGGGGCCAAAGGCACACGUCUGAAGGAAGGUGCAAACAUCAACAAAUCUCUGACUACCCUUGGAAAGGUCAUCUCUGCUCUAGCUGAGGUGGAUAACUGUACCAGCAAGAGCAAGAAGAAAAAGAAGUCAGACUUCAUUCCUUACCGAGACUCUGUUCUCACAUGGCUCCUGAGAGAAAAUUUGGGUGGGAACUCGAGGACGGCUAUGGUGGCUGCGCUGAGCCCUGCUGACAUUAACUAUGAUGAAACCCUGAGCACCUUGAGAUACGCCGACCGAGCCAAGCAGAUAAAGUGCAAUGCCGUGAUCAACGAAGACCCCAACGCCAAGCUGGUGCGUGAGCUGAAGGAUGAAGUCACUCGCUUGAGGGACCUGCUCAGGGCCCAAGGUCUCGGGGACAUCCUGGACAGGACUUUAGGCAUCGACGGCUGCGGGGACGGCUACGACCUGAAAGAUAUUCACAACAGUCAGCAUAGAUACUUGCUUGCUUCAGAGAACCAACGGCCUGGCCAUCUCUCCACAGCGCCUAUGGGUUCCCUCACAGUCUCGCCGUCGUCCGGCUCUCUGUGCAGCCCAACAGGCCUGCAGUCUGUCUGCAGCAUCCAGGAGCGCAUCAUGUCCACCCCCGGAGGAGAGGAGGCCAUCGAGAGGCUUAAGGAGUCCGAGAAGAUCAUAGCGGAGCUGAAUGAGACGUGGGAGGAGAAGCUGAGGAAGACUGAGGCUAUCCGGAUGGAGAGGGAAGCUUUGUUGGCAGAGAUGGGUGUUGCGAUCCGGGAGGACGGGGGAACUUUGGGGGUCUUCUCUCCUAAAAAGACCCCUCACCUGGUUAACCUGAACGAGGAUCCUCUCAUGUCAGAAUGCCUGCUGUACUACAUCAAAGACGGAGUUACGAGGGUGGGCCAGGCCGAUGCUGAGAGAAGGCAGGAUAUCGUUCUGAGCGGAGCGCAUAUCCGAGAGGAGCACUGCAUCUUUCGCAGCGAGCGGAAUGCCAACGGAAAUGUGAUUGUAUUGCUGGUGCCCUGUGAAGGCUCCGAGACGUAUGUGAAUGGCAAGUGUGUGAUUGACGCUGUGCAACUGCGCUCAGGUAACCGUAUCAUCAUGGGGAAGAACCAUGUGUUCCGCUUUAACCACCCUGAGCAGGCACGAGCUGAGAGGGAGAAGACACCGACAGCCGAGACGCCCGUGGAGCCUGUGGACUGGACUUUUGCCCAGAGAGAACUUCUGGAGAAGCAGGGCAUUGACAUGAAGCAGGAGAUGGAGAAGAGGCUUACCGAGAUGGAGAUCCUUUAUAAAAAGGAGAAAGAGGAGGCUGAUCAGCUUCUUGAGCAACAGAGACUGGUCUACGAGAGCAAGCUACAAGAACUACAAAAACAGGUGGAGCAAAUAGCAGAAACUCCCGAUGAGGAGGAGGAGGAAGAGGAAGAAGAGGAAGUACCGUGGACACAGCACGAGUUUGAACUCGCUCAGUGGGCCUUUAGAAAGUGGAGAUACCACCAGUUCACCUCACUAAGAGACCAGCUGUGGGGCAAUGCAGUAUACCUGAAGGAAGCGAAUGCCAUCAGUGUAGAACUCAAAAAGAAGGUCCAAUUCCAGUUUGUGCUUCUGACAGACACACUGUACUCCCCACUUCCGCCUGAGCUUUUGCCUCCUGAGCCAGAGAAGGAGCGUGACUCCAGGCCUUUCCCUCGUACCGUGGUGGCUGUUGAGGUCCAGGACUUGAAGAAUGGAGCCACUCACUAUUGGUCUCUGGAGAAGCUCAAGCAAAGGCUAGAGCAGAUGCGAGAGAUGUAUGACCGUGCAGGAGAAAUGACAUCCUCCAGUCAGGAGGAUGGGGAGGGUCCUCUGACCGGCAGUGACCCAUUCUACGAUCGCUUUCACUGGUUCAAGCUAGUAGGAAGCUCACCGAUCUUCCAUGGCUGCGUGAACGAGCACCUGGCUGACCGCACGCCCUCGCCCACCUUCUCCACGGCCGACUCGGACAUCACCGAGCUGGCUGAUGAGAGGCAGAGCGAGAUGGAUGAUUUCAUGGAUGACGAAGCCUUCGUGGACGACACCAGCUCUGACGCGGGCACCGAGGAAGGCUCGGAUAUCUUCAGCGACGGCCAAGACCCCUUCUAUGACCGCUCACCUUGGUUCACACUCGUGGGAAGAGCAUUUGUGUACCUGAGUAACCUGCUGUACUCCGUGCCCCUGGUGCACCGCGUGGCUGUAGUGACGGAGAAAGGCGAGGUGCGAGGGUUCCUGCGUGUGGGUGUGCAGGCCAUCGCAGCUGAUGAGGAGGCUCCUGAUUACGGUUCUGGUGUCCGUCAGUCUGGCACAGCUAAAAUCUCUUUUGAUGACGAGUAUUUCAAAAAGACUGAGUUCUCUUCCAUGGUUCUGACCCAUUCUGGUCUUUCUAUGGAGGAGUUGCGUAUUGUGGAAGGACAAGGACAAAGUACAGAAGUCAUCACCCCCUCUGAAGAGAUGAACAGGAUCAAUGACAUGGAUCUGAAGCUGGGGAACAUAGAUGGUAAGCUAGGCCAGUCAGACGGUGUGAUUGGUCAGCUGGAUGUGGGCAGCAUCUUUACUUUCCGCGUCACUGUUCUGCAGGCCACUGGCAUCCCCCCAGAGUACGCCGACAUCUUCUGCCAGUUCAACUUCCUCCAUCGUCAUGAUGAAGCUUUCAGUACCGAACCACUGAAGAACACAGGAAAAGGCUCCCCACUGGGCUUUUACCACGUCCAGAAUAUUUCUGUGGAGGUCACAGAAUCCUUUAUCGAGUACAUCAAGAGCAAGCCCAUCGUGUUUGAAGUGUUCGGACAUUACCAACAGCACCCUCUGCACCGUCAUGGCCAGGAUGUAAUCAGCCCUCCACAGCCUUCUAGGAAGUACUACCCUCCACCCAUGCCUCUCUCUAAACCUGUUCCAGCCACCAAGCUGAACACCAUCAGCAAGUCCAACCUGGGCCAGUGUGUGAGCAAGUAUGAUCUGCUAGCCUGGUUUGAGAUCAGUGAACUGGAACCAACCGGAGAGUAUAUCCCGGCUGUUGUGGACCACACUGGAGGUCUGCCCUGCCAUGGCACUUACUUACUGCACCAGGGUAUCCAGCGCAGGAUCACAGUGACUCUCAUCCAUGAGAAGGGCAGUGAGCUCCACUGGAAGGACGUCCGGGAGCUGGUGGUCGGUUGGAUCAGGAACAAGCCGGAGGUGGAUGACACUGCAGCAGAUGCUGUUCUCUCUCUUAACAUUAUCUCAGCCAAAAACAUGAAGUCCUCCCAUAACUCCAACAGGACGUUUUACCGUUUUGAGGCUGUAUGGGAUAGCUCGCUGCACAACUCUCUCCUGCUCAACCGUGUCACUCCCUGCGGAGAAAAGAUCUAUAUGACACUGUCUGCAUACCUGGAGCUUGACCACUGCAUCCAGCCUGCUAUCAUCACCAAAGAUAUCUGCAUGGUGUUCUACUCCAGAGAUGCUAAGAUCUCUCCUCCACGCUCGCUGAGGAGCCUGUUUGGCAGCGGUUAUUCUAAGAGUCCUGACUGUAACAGAGUGACAGGGAUCUAUGAGCUCAGCCUGUGCAAGAUGGCUGACACAGGAAGCCCAGGCAUGCAGAGGCGAAGACGGAAAGUUCUGGACACUUCAGUGGCGUAUGUGCGUGGAGAGGAGAACCUGGCUGGGUGGCGGCCCAGAGGAGACAGUCUGAUCCUGGAGCACCAGUGGGAACUUGAGAAACUCGAACAGUUGCAUGAGGUGGAAAAGACACGUCAUCUCCUGCUCCUGCGGGAGAAACUGGUAGAAUCGGUUCCUCAAAAGUCUCUUGGCGAUUGUCUCUCUCCAAGCUUGAGCAGCGGCACCUUGAGCACCUCGACCAGCAUCUCCUCACAGAUCUCCUCCACCACCGUCGAGAGCGCUAUCACGCCCAGCGAGAGCAGUGGAUACGAUUCGACUGACAUUGAGAGCCUAGUAGACCGUGAAAAGGAGUUGGCCACCAAGUGCCUCCGCCUUUUGACUCACACAUUUAACAGUGAAUAUAAUCAGAUGUGCAACAGUAUCAGCGCCUGCCAGCUGUCUGAUAUCUCACCCAUGGGCCGAGAUCCGUCAGUCACUAGUCUCAGCAGUGCCACCCUUACCCCGUCCUCUACCUGCCCCUCCCUGGCAGAGUCUCGCUGUUCAGACCAGAAGACUCCUGAGCCCAACUCCCGUGCAACCAGCCCGUCAUACUCUGACUAUGAGAACUUCCCCAUGGUGCCCAGCGUGGAGACGUCAUACCUGGCUCGCGCUGGCAAACACGAGUUCCUCAACCUGGUGCCCGAUAUUGAGGAGAUGAGGCCUGGCUCUGUGGUGUCUAAGAAGGGAUACCUGAGCUUCAUGGAGCCGCGCUCGAACUCCUGGGUGAAGCACUUUGUGGUAGUACGCCGCCCGUACGUCUUCAUCUACAACAGUGACAAGGACCCGGUGGAGCGAGGUGUCCUGAACCUGUCCACUGCGCAGGUGGAGUACAGCGAGGAUCAGCAGGCCAUGCUCAAGACUCCCAACACGUUUGCCGUGUGCACUAAGCACAGAGGGAUUCUGCUCCAGGCCAACCAUGAUAAAGACAUGAACGACUGGCUGUAUGCUUUUAACCCGCUGCUAGCAGGAACAAUAAGGUCCAAACUGGCGAGAAGACGCUCUGCUUUGCUGAAGGACUAAACAAGCUUCUCUGUUUGAAGAGAUCGUGCUCUGUUUCUUCUCCCUAGCCUUCGAGUGUUAAAACUUUGUGAUUCUUGAUGGUUUUCUCUUGUAUGUAGACCUGUGGCUUAAAUCUCCACUCCAGCAAGUGAACUCUUGAGUUUCUGAACAACCCCCCACCCCACCCCACCCCUCGCUAUUUUGUUUGUUUGGAUCCUUUUCGUCUAUUAAGUUUACGUUCUCUGCCAUAGCAGAACCUUCUUCUAGUAGCAUGUCGUAAUAGUCUGUUUGUGUGUGCACGAUUCUUCCGAGCAGUUCCUCUUCUCUAUUUGAGUUAUUCUUAGUCUGUAACGAUUGUCUUUACCAGUGUUAUCUGUUGAGUCAGGUCCGUUUUCUCCCGCAUGGCCACAGCAGCAGUCCUCAGGAUAUGAGCAGUUUGCUUACAAAGCCUCACAGAGUACCACUGAACAUAGCUGAAAUACACUAUAUCACUUAUCUGAAAAAGAAAUACUUCUGUCAUAGAAAAUAAUAGCUCGGUAGUCUUUACACUAGUGAGUAGAUGUCCCAACACUGGAAGAAAUGGAGACCUAUAAGGGCAUGAAUUUUAAGUGUAUGACUAAAUCUGGGACCAAUCAGCAUUUACUAAGAGUAUUACUAUGGAUCUGGAUGAAGACUGCAGACUUCAGGUUUAGUUUCUGUGGUCCAUCAAGCAGUGCUGCAGCACAUUUGCUUAGCAUUAUUUUAAUCGUGUGUAAUAAAGGGAUAACACACACCCAUUUAUAAAGGAGCAUUACUACUUACCACUGGAGAAUGGAUGGACGGAUUAAAGAGAACACUAUUUCCUUGACGUUUAUGCAGUUCAUCUGCUCAGAAUUUACUUCCGAAAAUCAACUAUUUAAAAUAAGUCACAGAACAGAACAGACUGAUACGACGAGACAAAUGAGAUGAAUGUCAGUUGUAAAUACUUUUAAGGAUUCCUGCGCUUUCACACUAGUCAUUUUGAAACAAGAGACAUUCCUUUCACGCUGUCGUCCACACGAUCUUUUAUUUAUAACGAGAUCGCAGCAGUUAUUUUAGCCAGGCGGAUUUGAUGUCCGCAGGAGUGUGGUACUGAUAUUGGAGCUUAGUUAAAUAAUGAUACAAUGGUGGUAAAGUAGACUCUUUGCUCUCCACCAGAAAAUAGCUCCUGAUCAUGUUGACCUUGAACCUAUGAAUUUAACCUUGAUAACUAAUUCCUGUACUUAUCUUAACUUAUUUUUCUCUAAUGCUGCUUGUUUUCUAUAUCAUUAACCUAAAUCUGAAUAGACUAAAGCAGGUUGUUGUAAGAAGGGCUUUUUUUUUUCCCUCCCUUCUUCUUUCUCUUCAAAUUUUUUUUUUUUGUUUUUUUUUUUUUUUGUUUUUUUUUUUUUGUUUUUCCCCCUUCCCCAGUUUUCCAACUGAUAGUUUUUUGCACAUAGACACAAACACAAGCGGAUCACUGAAGUAGAUUUCGGUCCCACUGUUUGAAGGAUUAAAUAUUUUGCAGUGUACCACAUAGAAAAUGGAUAGAAUUUGCUCUGUUUAUGUUUGAUGCAGUUAGUGUUAGAGAGACAUAACUGAUUAGGCUUUCAUGCUUUGCCUUGCAUUAAUGGAUGGUUUUGGCAAGGAGAUAUACGUGACUUUGCGCACAGAUAGCCUCUGGCCAGCCAACCAGCCGGUUAUUGUGCUUCAUGUAAUCUCUGAAGCUAAUGCAGACAUUUAGCAUAGUCAAAUUCUGCCUUUCCAAUGAUGCAAAGUCUAUUGAUGACUCUGAUGAUUCUUUUAGCCGUAAGGUCAUGUGAAAGCAAAAUGGCCAAGAUCAUGAUCCUGUUCUGAGGUCAGCCAACCUGAGAAACAGAAAUGUGAUGAGAAAAGACAUCUGCUUAAAAUGUUAUUAGACCUAUGUAUAUUUCAAUUAAAAUUUUAAGGGGAAAUGGUUUUGUCAUGCCAUCAUUUCAUCAGAAUUUCAGUGUUGAAGGACAAUGUGGUGUAAUCAGUUGCAAGAGCAUAUGAGCAAUUUGCACAAAUCUUGACAGAGCAAAGAGGUUUCCUUUUGAGAGACUGUAUAGACCUAGACAGGCAUCAUCUGUUUUCUGUUUUUGCAGUGUAUAUAUUAAUUUGCAGUUCUUUGCACAUUUAAGAGGUGAUAAAUAACAGAUCAAAUAAAGCCUGAAGUGGAUUUCUGGUGUUUACUCAAAUGAAUAAAAUAGGAUAAGAUCGGAUCGAAUUAUGUGGUGUGUUACAGUUGGGAGUGGAUUUUGAAUGUACCUCUGGGGUGGCACUGACAAAUAUUUACUAACUGCAUUGGUGUAAGGACAAAAGGGAAAACAUUUAUUUAUUUUUUAUUUUUUUUUUAUUUUUUGGAAACUGCCAGCUUGAUUCACUGUAGUGCUUCUUGUUGCUUUCAUUUGGUUGGGCCACUCCUACAAACCCAAUUUGAGUUCAGUUGUGUACUUCAGAGUUAUGAUGAUGCGGGGAGGGAUACUGUUUAGAUUUAUUUUCUAAAUAUCAGGGACUAUAUUUUUAGAGGUAUUCCAGAAUUAAUCACUACUCAUGCAUAUACUAUUUAAUGUUUGUUUUUCGUAUUGCAUUUUCCCAUGCUGCCUUCAGAACCACUCUGGUAUACACUCCCUCUCAGAAGCCUCCUUUUAUUAACCUCCCACUCGUUUUUGUUGAAAGACAACAAGCUAAACUAAGGCGUUAACACUGUACAUUAUUUGUCAGAUUGGCUUCAUUUUCAUACUUAUUUUGUAAAUAUUACAUGUUGUAUGGAGCUUGAAUUAAAAUGUAAAUAUGUCUCCUGUAUUUGUAAUACUUAUAAUCCAUUCGCUGUAUAGCCUAGAUGUGUAAUGCAGAUAUCUUAAUUCUGUGUAUGGUAAUCUUGCACCAUUGAUCUGUUUAGUGAAUGAGGUAACAAUAAAGUCCAUCCAGCGCAUUA
Molecule: messenger RNA, 8690 nt
Organism: Tachysurus vachellii
Lineage: Eukaryota; Metazoa; Chordata; Actinopteri; Siluriformes; Bagridae
Gene: kif1b
Product: kinesin family member 1B
Exons: 49
Coding region: 320-5755 (1811 amino acids)
Biological process (GO): microtubule-based movement
Molecular function (GO): microtubule motor activity; ATP binding; microtubule binding
Source: RefSeq, a predicted model, not a curated record